Molecule: messenger RNA, 864 nt
Organism: Penicillium cosmopolitanum
Lineage: Eukaryota; Fungi; Ascomycota; Eurotiomycetes; Eurotiales; Aspergillaceae
Product: fumarylacetoacetate hydrolase family protein
Exons: 4
Coding region: 1-864 (287 amino acids)
Molecular function (GO): catalytic activity
Source: RefSeq, a predicted model, not a curated record
AUGCCUUUCUGGACACAUCUCAUUCGGUUCAUUGCCGUGGAGGACAGUCUGGUCCACCUCGGGCAGUUAGUCGAUACCUCUCGCGAUAUCGGCAAGGAUAGUACAAAUGGAGUUCAAAUUGCAGCAUAUGUGAUUCAGGGAACCAUCUAUGAUGGUCGUGUUACCGGAGAAAUCAUGCACGUUAAGCAGUUACUUUCGCCGGUUGCUCGGGAAGAAUGCAACUAUAUUCGUUGUCUCGGGCUGAACUAUAUGGAUCACGCACAGGAAGCGAAUAUGGCACUACCUAAAGCACCCAUUCUUUUCACCAAACCUCGAAGUGCACUGAUAGGACCAUACCCCGCGGCAAUCAACAUUCCCAAGUGUGCCCAGGAUGAGACAAGCGAUUAUGAAGCAGAGCUGUGCCUGGUUAUUGGGAAAACAGGCCGCGAUAUUCCUGAGGAGGACGCGCUUGACUAUGUUUUGGGAUACACUGCAUCCAACGACGUAUCUGCUCGUACCAUGCAAAUGAUUACCACUCAGUGGUCCUUCUCUAAGGGACUUGAUGGAAGCUGCCCUAUUGGACCUGUCCUUGUUGCUCCCUCUGUGAUUCAAGAUCCCCAGGGCCUGUCUAUUAAGGCAAUUCAUAACGGAAAUACUGUUCAAGACGGACACACGAAGGAUAUGAUAUUCUCGAUAAAGAAGCAGAUCUCUUAUCUGUCUCAAGGCACAACCCUGGAGGCAGGUACUAUUUUCCUGACCGGCACACCAGCUGGUAUUGGUUAUUUCCGGGAUCCUAGAGUCGUCCUCAGAGAUGGCGAUGAGAUCUCGGUCCAGAUAGAGCAGAUCGGAACUUUGGUCAAUCGAGUGCGCUACGAGAGUCACUGA